Molecule: messenger RNA, 1032 nt
Organism: Olea europaea var. sylvestris
Lineage: Eukaryota; Viridiplantae; Streptophyta; Magnoliopsida; Lamiales; Oleaceae
Exons: 5
Coding region: 1-1032 (343 amino acids)
Cellular component (GO): chloroplast
Source: RefSeq, a predicted model, not a curated record
AUGAAUGCAUAUGAGUUGCUUGGUAUGCGGGAGUUUGUAAUAAUUAAGGGAAAACUUAUUCGUGAAGUUUUACCUUCUAUAAUCAUGUUGAUCUCAAGGCUAGGAUUGUUUGAUAGCAAGCAAUACAAUACAGACCGGUUGAGAAAUGCUAGAGUUGUUAAAUCAUGCCAGCUCAUAUAUGGAAAGCUAACAGUGAAAGAAAGGUUGUCAAAUAGGCGAUGUAUUCUCUUUGCUUCAACUGACGAUCAGCUAUCAUACAGUGAGCUCGAACCAGAUGACUUCGAGCAGGAAAUUCAAGUCCCACUUGCUGAAGAUGCCUCCCCCACAAACUGUUCAUACUUCCAUAUUGAAGGAUCUGAAGGAAAACCUGGCUUUGUUUCGUUUUACAAUCGUCCUCGCCGAAGAGAAAACGAAAUCUUGGUGUCUACCGCUGGGGAAAAUCACAGUAGUCUAUUGUGGUUUAUCGGUCCCACUGUCCUUGUAGCCUCUUUCAUCUUUCCUUCACUUUAUUUGCGCAAGAUACUCGCCACUAUAUUUGAGGACUCUCUAUUAACAGACUUCCUAAUAUUAUUCUUCACGGAGGCACUAUUUUACUGUGGAGUUGCUGUAUUUCUUCUCCUAAUAGACCAUUUGAGGAGACCUAUUACGCUCAUAUCUGCAGCAACUAACAUGGACCUUAAACCGCAUCUGGGACACAGAAUAUCUUCUGUUGCUGUCUUGGUUCUUAGUCUUACAAUUCCAAUGGUGACUAUGGGUUUUGUUUGGCCGUGGACUGGCCCUGCAGCUUCUGCUACUCUAGCUCCCUACCUUGUUGGUCUUGUUGUCCAGUUUGCAUUCGAGCAAUAUGCAAGACACAUUAUGUCUCCUUCAUGGCCUGCCAUUCCCAUUAUCUUUCAGGUUUAUAGAUUACACCAGCUGAAUAGGGCAGCACAACUGGUGACGGCUCUCUCUUUCACUGUGAGAGGAGCUGAGAUGACGUCACACAACCUGAAAAAAAAAAAAAAAAAAAAAAACACACUGAAGUUCAAUUGA